UGACAUUGCCACCACCACCAUCAUCUUCACCACACCUCUUCUUUAUCACUUCACAUAAAGAAUCAAGAAUCAAACACACACACAUAUAUAUAUAUAUAAAGAGAGAGAAGAGAGAGCUCAUCAGAGAUUCAGAGAGAGAGAGAGAGAGACCUGCGACCAUAUUUUUGAAAAUUAAACACAAUUUGGUGGCAGAAAUGGCAAACAAGUUGAGCAUGGCUUUGGUUAUAACAUUGGUUGCAACUGCUGCCAUGUUGCAUGGAUCAUCUGCACAAACCACCCAUGUUGUGGGUGAUACCACCGGCUGGACUAUUCCCACCAACGGCGGCGCCUCCACAUACUCCACCUGGGCUAGCCGGAACACCUUCACCGUCGGCGAUAUUCUUGUUUUUAGAUUCCCCACAGGAGCCCAUGACGUGACUCAAGUAUCGAGGGCUGGUUUUGAUGGAUGCAAUGCCACAAACCCAAUUUCUCAGAACACUAAUGGCCCAGCAAAUAUAACCCUCACAACUGCUGGCCAGCACUAUUACAUCUGCUCCUUUCCAGGCCACUGUGGAAUUGGCCAAAAGUUGGCUAUAAAUGUCUCCGCCGCCGCUUCAACUGCUCCGGCAACUCAGCCAUCCGCCGCCGCCUCUCCACCGCGUGCCACCCCCGCACCGGUGCCUUCUCCUAGGGCUCCAGCAUCAACCCCAGCGGCCACUCCUGCCUCCCCGCCAUCCUCUGGCCCUGCACCCACCACCCCAUCUGUCCCUUCCGUAGAUUCUCCGCCGCCGCCUAGCACCGCCGCACCUUCUAUGGCUAUUGCGGCCUUGCCACUCACUUUUUUGUCGGUUGCCUUAGCUUUCUUUUAUUAGAUUAGACCAUUUCUAAGUUUUUGCCAUUCACA
Ipomoea nil (Japanese morning glory) is the source of this 883-nucleotide messenger RNA. Its product is annotated as umecyanin-like. NCBI's taxonomy places the organism in Eukaryota, Viridiplantae, Streptophyta, Magnoliopsida, Solanales, Convolvulaceae. Gene Ontology annotation, molecular function: electron transfer activity. The transcript has 4 exons. The coding region runs from base 195 to 851 and encodes 218 amino acids. Gene Ontology annotation, cellular component: plasma membrane. The record is from RefSeq and is a predicted model, not a curated record.